This is a messenger RNA of Ananas comosus (pineapple), 3699 nucleotides long. RefSeq names its product photosynthetic NDH subunit of subcomplex B 1, chloroplastic. NCBI's taxonomy places the organism in Eukaryota, Viridiplantae, Streptophyta, Magnoliopsida, Poales, Bromeliaceae. Gene Ontology annotation, biological process: photosynthetic electron transport in photosystem I. Gene Ontology annotation, molecular function: glycosyltransferase activity. The record is from RefSeq and is a predicted model, not a curated record. Gene Ontology annotation, cellular component: chloroplast; NAD(P)H dehydrogenase complex (plastoquinone). The coding region runs from base 98 to 1489 and encodes 463 amino acids. The transcript has 7 exons.
AUCCCACCUCUCCUCCACACAUUCAAAAUCCCAACGUUCUACUUCUUGCAAAUAUGCAACACAAACACACUCAUCAUCACUCACUCCUCCCUCUCCCAUGGCUUUUUCUCCUUCCCCACCCCACCUCCUCCCCCACCCACUCCCCACCUCCUCCUUCUCCUCCUCCCCCUCCCACAAACCCUUCUCCCUCCUCCCCCACAAGAGGGCCCAUGUGAACACCUUCGCCGCCGCCGCCGCCGGGAAGGGGAAGAAGAACCCGUGGCUCGACCCCUUCGACGACGGCGAGGACCCCGACAUGGAGUACACCUCCCUCUUUGCCGACGGCAAGCAGGAGGAGGACCCCCGACCCCCCGACAACCCCGACAACCCCUAUGGCUUCCUCAAGUUUCCCCAGGGCUACAAUGUGGAGCUCGACUCGCUCGCGUCGAAGGUGCGCGGCGACGUGCGGCGGUGCUGCUGCGUGAUCUCCGGCGGUGUGUACGAGAACCUCCUCUUCUUCCCUGCCAUCCAGCUGAUCAGGGACCGCUACCCGGGAGUCCAGGUUGACGUCGUCGCGGCCCCGCGGGGGAAGCAAACGUACGAGAUAAACAAGAACGUGAGGUGGGCCAACGCCUACGAUCCCGACGAGGACUUUCCCGACCCCGCGGAGUACACGGACAUGAUCGGACUGCUCAAAAACCGGUACUACGAUAUGAUCUUGUCGACGAAGCUGGCGGGGCUCGGCCACGCGGCGUUUCUCUUCAUGACCUCUGCGAGGGACAAACUGAGCUAUGUUUACCCUAAUGUGAAUGCGGCCGGUGCAGGGCUUCUGCUCACCGAAACGUUUAGAUCCCCCGGGUUGAAUCUCUCGGAGGGUGGAUACCAUAUGUACCACCAAAUGAUUGAAUGGUUGGGCAGGCCCGCUCGCAACGUGCCGAGGCAGCCCGUGCCUCCCCUUAAAGUUUCGAUCUCGAAGAAGCUACGGGCCUAUGUGGAAGAGAAGUACACUAAAGCGGGUGUGGGGAAAGGGAAGUACGUAGUAAUUCACGGAAUACAGUCUGACUCGAUCGCGUUGAUGCGAUCCAGAGGGGAUAAUGAUUGCUUACUACCCAUUCAAGUGUGGGCUGAAAUAGCGAAGGAGAUCAGCAACAGGGGUUUGAGGCCUCUCUUUGUCAUCCCACAUGAGAAAGAGAGGGAAGAUGUAAUGGAAGUAGCUGGAGAAGAUUCAAGCAUUCUGUUCAUAACCACGCCCGGCCAGCUUGCAGCUCUUAUAAAUGACUCGGCUGGAGUUAUAGUCACAAACACUGCAGCAGUGCAACUAGCAAAUGCCCGAGAGAAACCAAGCAUUGCAUUGUUUUCUUCAGCAGAAAAGGGGAAGCUCUUUGUUCCAAACGCAGAAGAGAAGAAAUGUACCGUAGUUUCUUCCAAAACAGGAAAGCUAAUAGACAUUGAUGUUGAGGCUGUGAAAAAUGCAGCAAGAAUGUUUGAAGGAUCUCUAGUUUUUGCAUAAAGAAAGGAGAGCCGUCACUUUCUCACCCUUAUCAUUUUUUUAAGCCAUUUGUAGAUAAGAUAUAUCUCAUCCAACCUUUUGAUUUGUGAUUUAGUUGUCGAGAAAGUAAUGCUAACAAUUCAUUACUUCAGAUCUUGUUGAUAGUAUAGUUAUGCAAUUUCAUCAUAUACUAUUUUGGUAAAAUUAGUUUCCUAAAGCUCAAUUCAAUCUGUGUGCCUAGUUUUUAUAAUUACUUGAAACAUAUCUGAACAGGGUAAAAUUUAGAGUGUGAAUGAGUAGCAAAUUUUAUUCCUUCAUACUGUAGUUGUAAAAAGAGUUGAUUUAAUGCUAAAUGAUGACAGGAGCAUCAAAUUUGAAAACCUUGAGAAUAAAGAAAAAGGGACAAAAAGAAAAGAGCAUUAACCUGGUGGUUGGCUAUAGUUGUGCCGAUUCUUAGGCUGAAUAACAUGCUUUUGCUGUUUACUAUAGUUGUCAGAAUACACAUGACUGAAGAACUUUUAUGCUCCAUAGAUGACACCUUUUUUUAUUACAUAAGUCAUGAACUUAGUCACCAACAGAAUCUCUUGAAUAUUUUGCUAAGAUCAGCAAUGCCUCAAUGCUUUUUUAACAGCCACUUUCUGUUAAUGUUUACCAUGAGUUGCAUGUUAUUACUUUAACUGUUGGUCGAAGCAGAAAUAUUUGUAUGCUUCAGGUAAAAACAAAUUGGAUUAUUUGAAUAAUUUCUUAUGCGAAAUUGUCAUGUAGCAACUUAGCAGUCUGAUGAGGACAUUGAUCAAUACCAUGUAGUAGAUAUCAAAAGCAGUUAAUGUGUUCUGCUUCGAAAGUUUAUCUCAUUUGAGUGUGUACUUAUUUUCUGUCCUGAUGAAUAUUAAUAUUGUUUGCUAAAUUGCCAAGCUAAUCCUGAGCACUUAGUUUUUAUGCUUGAAGCAUUCAGUUUGAGCACGAAUUCCUUUGUAUCAUGAAUUACACUUUUACUUCUCGGGCCAAAAAUUUCAGUUGCUUAUCCGUCAGUGCUCGAAAUUUUAUCCACCUUUUCAGAAUUUUUGUCUAGUUUUAAGAGGUUUAACUGGUCUGAAAUAGAAAGGCAAUGCUUUUUACGCCUUGCCGCAGAUUCACUUACCACUUCCUGUUACAGAUCCAGCGACUGAAGUCAGAAGAUGUCUUCAUAGUCGAAGGUACAAAAGCUCGCGACAUAAUAAAUACCUAAACAUAGAUUGCUGAUGUAUCAACUUUUACAUGAAAUGUGAGUAUAUCUUAGAAAACUCAAUGUAAAUACUGCAUAGAUAUUUACAUGCCCACAUGAAAAUAGUUUAUGCAUGAUAGCUGUAGUUUCAAUUUCUUUAUUGGAUUGCAAGAGAAAAGCUUGCUGAGACAAACAUUACUACUAAUCACUCAUUGGAUGGUCAAAGUUAGCAUAGCUGUAGCUCAAGAUAUGAUUCCACAUUGAAUCUAUGAAGAUAUCAUAGGGAAGUAAGAGAACAUACCUUACUAGAUAAUCUUAUAUUAACUGUACUAGCAUUUCCUUAAAAAAAAACUCUCUGGCUUUUCCUUUACCAUAUCCUUAUCCUUGAAAGAAUGCAAAAAGUGAUUGUGUCAUGUUCCCCUUCUAUUCCUCUUUAAGUUUUUUAUUUCUAUUUUUACUUUUGUUUUUUGGGGUGCUCAAGUGGCCCAAUACAUGCUGCAGGAGUUUGGCUAAUCCUUUGGCUAAAUUAUAAAUUCCCCCCUUGCACUUUGCUUCUUGUCUCAAUUACCCCAUCGCGUAAAAUUUUGCUUCGAAUUGAACCUUACACUUUGCUAAGUUUGGGUGUAAAACUUCAUGAAAACGAGUUAGAUGAAUAUUUUUUUCCUAUAAACAGUCAAUUUUGAUAGCUUUAGUUAAGAAGAAAAUCUCGUUUAUUUAAGUUUCGAUGUAUUAUAACAUCAUAUAAGUUGCAACUUAGAUAGUUGCUCGAUUAUGGAACUAAUAUGAUAUGCCAAAUCAUUUCAGUAAAACUUUGCAUCUGAAUUCAAGGGUCGCGCCAAAUUUUUGGACCUAUUUAAAAUAGCGAAAAGGUACAAGAAUCUAAAGAAAGCAAAAUUUUUACGCAGGGAGUAAUCGAGACAUGAGGCAAAGUGCAAGGGGGGAUUUUGUAAAUUUAGCCUUUACUUUUUACAUUCUAAUGCAUCAAAGUUUUAUAUUACAUUACAAAGAGCAUUUUGAUUAUUCCAUA